Molecule: messenger RNA, 3643 nt
Organism: Mus pahari (shrew mouse)
Lineage: Eukaryota; Metazoa; Chordata; Mammalia; Rodentia; Muridae
Gene: Cdh22
Product: cadherin 22
Exons: 12
Coding region: 619-3060 (813 amino acids)
Biological process (GO): adherens junction organization; homophilic cell-cell adhesion; multicellular organism development
Cellular component (GO): plasma membrane; catenin complex; adherens junction
Molecular function (GO): calcium ion binding; cadherin binding
Source: RefSeq, a predicted model, not a curated record
GCCGCCUGCGGCUCGGCGCGGCGCGGCGCUCCUGCCCGGCGGGCGCUGCAUUCUCCGAGUCUCCACCAGAGGCUGCGGGAGGAAGGAAGGGAUCCGUCCCUUGCACACUUCCCCCCUAGUCAGACACGCACACUCCCUCGCUCUCUCGCUCCUCCACACACGCGCGCACUCGCCGCCGCGGCUCCCCCUCUCGCUCCCGCUCUCCCUCGGCUCCUCCGAGCGGACGCCGGAGCCGGACCUGGCCGGGAUCCUGCCGCUUGCUGGCGUCCCAAGGCGCGGACCAGGGUGCAGCCCGGCAGCUCCCCGAGGUUCCCUAUGGAUCUAGAUGACCCCUAGUCCCAGAAGGACUCCAAGAUCCUUUUGCCUCCGCUGACCACACUGUCUGGGCGCAGGAACCAUGGAACAAGCCCUAUUCAGGAACAACUGCCGGGCUGCCUGGUGACUGGACCUAGGGCUUCAGCGAGGGGGGCGCGGGCCAGGACCGGGUGUCCAUGCCCGGGUGCGGCCGCGCCCCCUCCCAGUCCAGCCCGGCAUCCCCGAGGCUGAGGUCACCAUGUGACGCAGCACCGUUGCGGUGCCUCUGGUCCAUGCUCCGGGGCUUGGCCCGCGCCAUCAAGCAUGAGGCCACGGCCGGAAGGGGCGCUCCGGGCGGGGGCUGCGCUGUCGCCUGUGCUGCUGCUUCUGCUACUGCUACCGCUGCUGGGGCACCUGUGGGCCGCAAGCACACCUGCCCCAUCCUCCUUGUCACCUGGGACUCAGGAGGAGAACCAGCUGGGUGCAGGCCGAGUGAAGCGCGGUUGGGUGUGGAACCAGUUCUUCGUGGUGGAGGAGUACACGGGGACAGAACCCCUGUACGUGGGCAAGAUCCACUCGGAUUCUGACGAAGGCGACGGGACCAUCAAGUACACCAUCUCGGGCGAGGGUGCAGGGACCAUCUUCCUGAUUGACGAGUUGACAGGUGACAUCCAUGCCACGGAGCGCCUGGACCGAGAGCAGAAAACCUUCUACACGCUCCGGGCCCAAGCCAGGGAUCGAGCCACCAACCGUCUGCUGGAGCCCGAGUCAGAGUUCAUCAUCAAAGUGCAGGACAUCAACGACAGUGAACCACGCUUUCUCCACGGCCCCUACAUUGGCAGUGUGGCCGAGCUGUCACCUACAGGCACGUCGGUGAUGCAGGUGAUGGCCUCUGAUGCAGACGACCCCACUUACGGCAGCAGUGCCCGGCUGGUGUACAGUGUGCUGGAUGGCGAGCACCACUUCACAGUGGAUCCCAAGACAGGUGUGAUCCGGACAGCCGUGCCUGACCUCGACCGUGAGAGCCAGGAACGCUACGAAGUGGUUAUCCAAGCCACAGACAUGGCAGGCCAGCUGGGUGGCCUCUCAGGAUCCACUACGGUCACCAUCGUGGUUACUGAUGUCAACGACAACCCACCCCGCUUCCCACAAAAGAUGUACCAGUUCAGCAUACAGGAGUCAGCGCCCAUCGGCACGGCCGUGGGCCGAGUGAAGGCUGAGGACUCAGAUGUGGGCGAGAACACGGACAUGACCUAUCACCUGAGAGAAGAGAGCGGCAGCGGGGGAGACGCGUUCAAGGUCACCACGGACAGCGACACUCAGGAAGCCAUCAUAGUGGUGCAGAAGCACCUGGACUUCGAGUCGCAGCAGGUCCACACAGUGGUGCUGGAAGCCCUCAACAAGUUUGUGGACCCCCGCUUCGCCGACCUGGGCACUUUCCGAGACCAGGCAAUCGUGCGCGUGGCCGUGACCGAUGUGGAUGAACCCCCCGAGUUCCGGCCACCCUCCGGCCUACUGGAGGUGCAGGAGGACGCGCAGGUGGGCUCCCUGGUCGGCGUGGUGACGGCGCGGGACCCCGACGCCGCCAACCGGCCCGUCCGGUACGCCAUUGACCGGGACUCGGAUUUGGAGCAGAUCUUCGACAUUGAUGCGGACACUGGCGCCAUCGUGACUGGCAAGGGACUGGACCGUGAAACCGCUGGCUGGCACAACAUUACCGUGCUGGCCAUGGAAGCAGGCAAUCAUGCUCAGCUCUCCCGGGCAUCCCUACGGAUCCGGAUCCUGGAUGUGAACGACAAUCCCCCGGAGCUCGCUACACCCUACGAGGCAGCUGUGUGUGAAGACGCCAAGCCAGGCCAGCUCAUCCAAACCAUCAGCGUGGUGGACAGAGAUGAACCCCAGGGUGGCCACCGCUUCUAUUUCCGUCUGGUACCAGAAGCACCUAGCAACCCUCAUUUCUCUCUGCUGGACAUCGAAGAUAACACAGCCGCGGUGCACACGCAGCACGUGGGCUUCAACCGGCAAGAGCAGGAUGUGUUCCUCCUGCCCAUCCUUGUUGUGGACAGCGGGCCACCCACCCUGAGCAGCACGGGCACCCUCACCAUCCGCAUCUGCGGCUGUGACAGCUCCGGUACCAUCCAGUCCUGCAACACCACCGCCUUUGUCAUGGCUGCCUCCCUCAGCCCCGGCGCGCUCAUCGCUCUCUUGGUUUGUGUCCUCAUCCUGGUCGUGCUGGCUCUGCUGAUCCUCACUCUCAGGCGGCACCACAAGAGCCACCUGAGCUCCGACGUAGAUGAAGACAUGCGGGACAAUGUGAUCAAAUACAACGACGAGGGCGGCGGCGAGCAGGACACCGAGGCCUAUGACAUGUCAGCGCUGCGGAGCCUCUACGAUUUUGGGGAGCUCAAGGGUGGCGACCCUGGCGGGGGUGCGGCCAGUCCGCCGCAGGCUGCUUCCUCUUCUGAGCGCCACUCACUGCCUCGGGGGCCGUCGAGCCCCGAGCCGGACUUCUCGGUGUUCAGGGACUUCAUCAGCCGCAAGGUGGCGCUGGCGGACGCAGACCUAUCGGUGCCUCCCUACGACGCCUUUCAGACCUACGCGUUCGAGGGCGCGGGCUCGCCGGCCGCCUCGCUCAGCUCGCUGCACAGCGGCUCGACCGGCUCGGAGCAGGACUUCGCCUUUCUCCGCGCCUGGGGCCCGCGCUUCCGACCGUUGGCCGCUCUCUACGCCGGCCACCGCGGGGACGACGAGGCCCCGGCCUCCUAGCCCCAGCCUGCCCAGUCCAGCAGCUCAGCCCGACAGGAGGGGCUCUGCAGGGUCCCCGCUCCGCGACACGUUCCCAGGGGUGUAUCUUGCGGAAGACUCAGGGGGCAGCAGUGAUGACCGAUGUCAGGAGAAAGAAGGGGAACCCGGCUCUGGGAAAGGACAAUGGGAGGGGAAAGCAGAGGAGGGUGCUGCUGCCAUCCCCACCCUAAGGCUUUCUGGCAUCCAAUUAAAGAUGAAGGAAGGGCUGGUCAUUUGCUAAGCACCUACUGUGUGCUGAGAGCUACCUGGAAUUGUUGGAAAAACUAUGAGGUGGAGUCUGAAGGUGUCAGAUGGGGAAGCUCCCCAGAGAAGUGGAUGUGACUUGCUCAGGGACACCCAGGCAGCAAGUGGUGGAGCCUCUGGCACUGACCGGCUUUCUGGCCUUGGGCACGUCAUGUCAUUUCUCUGGGCCUCAGUUUCCUCAUCUGUCAAAUGAGGUUAUUAACAGCACCUACCUCGAAGAUUUGAGAGGAUCAAAAGGGUUCAUGUGUCAAGUUGUUGGGCGGUGCCUGGCACAGAGUAGGUGUUCAAUAAAUGCUCGCCU